Dendrobium catenatum is the source of this 1162-nucleotide messenger RNA. RefSeq names its product coiled-coil domain-containing protein 97. NCBI's taxonomy places the organism in Eukaryota, Viridiplantae, Streptophyta, Magnoliopsida, Asparagales, Orchidaceae. Bases 88 to 987 code for a protein of 299 amino acids. The transcript has 2 exons. The record is from RefSeq and is a predicted model, not a curated record.
GACCGAGCUCGAUAGCUAAUUAGGUCGAGGUUUCGCACUUCUCUCCUCAGAGGGACCUGGAGGAGAGCACUGGCUCUUACGAGCGCGAUGGAGAGGUCUGCCAUGGAGGGCAUCGCUGAGCGGCUGGCUACAAUGGACGGCCUCUAUUUUCCCGGCGGCAUUGUCAGCCCACCCCUUGACGCCUCCCAGCGCAAGGCGGCGCUCUUUGAUCUUAUAUCCCGCGACGCCCCCAUAUUCCUCGAGCGCUACGGCGGCGAGCUUACAGCCAAUGAACUCGGUGUUUUCGACGUGCUGCGUUCAGACUACGAGGUAGGUUGGCACGUCGAUCGCCUUCGUCGGAGCCUGGUUCCGACGGAGUCUGACUCGCGGGCAAAGUCGGCGACUGUGAGGAACCGCCGGCGGGCUUACAUGGAAAGAUUAAUCCGUGGGGGAGAGUACUUCUCCGAGGAUUCUAUGAGAGAGAGGGAGCCGUACCUUCACCACGAAUACGUGGGUAGGUUCCAGGAUCCGGUUGGGAGGGUCUCGUCCCGGCCGGGGGAGAAGUGGUCGGAAACUCUCAUGCGCCGGUGCGAGGAGGCGAUGCUGGUGAAGAAGAUUAGAGGUGAGCAGCAGAGGUUGGGGGUGGCGAGGAAGGAUUGGGUUGGAGGUGACGAAGGCGGGGAGGAGGAAGAGGAGGCGAGCGAAGAUGAUGAGAGUGAGGAGGAAAGGGAUGAGAUGAAUAUAGUUUUGAGCUCAUCAAAGGCCCCAGAGGAUGACACAAAUGCUAAUGAUCAAGAGCCAGCAGAAACCCCAACAAAUGUAUUAUCUACAGAGGAGAUGCAGGAUCAAAUGGACCAGUUCACAUGCGUAAUGCAGCAGAAAUUUCUUGCAGGAGAGGAUACUGAACAUUUAGAUUAUUCUGCUAUUGAUAAUGAUGAGGGGCUUGAUGAUCAUUGGAUUAAGGAAGCCAACCACGAUGCUGAGGAGAAGUACUUUGAUGAGGAUUAGCCUGGACAUUUUUCUACUAUAUUCAGCUAGCAUGGAUGGAAGCAGUCCAUGCUUUCCUGUUGUACAUAUAUCAGGUUUAAUAUUAUUUCACCUAUAGUUUUCUUCUUUAAACUUGUAAUUUAGUAAAGCGUCCUAGGCACUCUUUUUUUUUUUUAUCAGGUUUAAUAUUAUUUCA